Molecule: messenger RNA, 1921 nt
Organism: Mercenaria mercenaria
Lineage: Eukaryota; Metazoa; Mollusca; Bivalvia; Venerida; Veneridae
Exons: 2
Coding region: 162-1028 (288 amino acids)
Molecular function (GO): protein binding
Source: RefSeq, a predicted model, not a curated record
UGUACACAUCUUAAACUGCCUUGUGUAUAAAACCAACAUUUAUCAAUAUUGAAAUUUAACAUUAUUGGCUGUACUUUCGGUUCCUAUCUGUUUUACGAAAUACGCUUAUUCUGAUUUUCAAAGAGUAUCUGAAGAUUGACUUACAAACUUUGAUAAUAAGGAUGUUUGGUUCUAAUACUUCAAGGACUGACACGGAUAUCUCUCUUCUGGAAGAAGUCGCGAAAAAUAUAUGCGAUGUAGAAAAACCUUUAACUAAUAAAUCAAAGACUGAGAUAGAUGUGCCUUUUAAGAAUAGUGGGGAAUGCUCCGACGAAGUUGUGUUAAGUUUCGAUGACGGACAGAAACUUUAUGUAUCGGAAAACUUCCUCUGUUAUGCAUCUCCUGUGUUUAAAGCCAUGUUUACACAUGACAGUAAAGAAAAGGAAAGUAAGGAAGUUGCUAUGAAAGAGAAAGUGUUUGAUGAUUUUCUGGAGUUUCUGCUGUGUUUACAUCCGGGUGUACAGACGCCGAUUGGUAAUGACAAUGUUCUGCGUGUGGUGUCUUUCGCGGAGGAAUACCAAGUCGAUGUAUCUGUUAAGCGAUGUCAGAACGUGAUGAAGACAUGGCUGUCGUCAGAAGUUGAAUCUGCUCUUAAAACCAAGGAUAGCUUGAUAAAGGCAAAGCAUGCUAGAACGUGUCUGAAUAUACUGACAAAAGCUCAAGCUUGUGGCUUUGAAGAGCUUGUCAUUCACGCCAUUCAAGUAAUUGCUAGAUUUGGGCACGAAGUGUUCACUGGCUCUAUAAAAGUGCCACAAGUGUUGCCAGACAACGGGUUUGGUUUUACUCAAGCACAAGAAGGUAGUUUAUUUGGAAAGCCAGCAGUUACGGCUCUCAAUCCAAUUCAAACUACCAAACGUGGUUUCAAUUUCGGUAAGCCGACUUGUCCUUCUGAGGAAUGUAAGAAAUUAUAUGAAAGUCUAUCGGAAGAGUUGAAAACUCGACUUCUUCUACAGCGGCUAAAAUUGUGCGAUGACGGUAAAAUGCGAUAAACGUAAUCAAAUCAGAACAAGUUCGUCUUAUAUCUUGUGUGAUAAUCUGUUUUGUUGUAUAUGAAGUUCUAUGUGCCUUUAACUGUGAUCCUGUUUAGUAGCAUCGCAUAUAGGUGUUUUUCAUUAAUACAUACAUAUAUAGAAAUCAUAUAUUCAGAUCAAUACCAAUAAGUGUAAUUAACUUCAUAUUCUUUAUGACACACUUUGUUUUAGAGCAUUACAAUAAUAAAAUUUAGAUGAAGGAAUGACUUUAUUUCGCUUAAAGACCAAGCACAACAUAGUAUACUGAAAAGAGAUUGAUUGAAUAAAUUUACAGAUGAUGUUGUGAAAAUAUAUUUAUUAAAGGACCUAAAGUGUCCACCUGUCAUGUUGUGUAACAGCUGUAUUACAUCAGUACUAUCAGAUUUUCACAAAGUUGGGAGGAAAAGGUCGGUCAUUAUGUUGUGGUGGGUCUUUAAAAGCAUCUAGCAUUAUUAGUACUGAUAUUGUACUGACUAUAUUUCAGAUCUCGUGAUUGUAACUGCACUUGAAAAUAAAACUGUUAUUAACAUUGUGGGUUAAAACCAGCGACAAACUAGUGAUCUUCGUUUUUCAUCCCAUAAACGCCUUAAAAUCAUUCUGAUAAUACAGGUAAAAUACUACAAGAUGACAGGUGCACAAGUUAAGCCCUUCUUAAAUAAAUAUGUUUUAACAACUUCGUCUGCAAACUUAUUCUGUCAUUCUCCUUUAGUAGAGUUUAAGAAACAUAGAUAAAUAACUAUCAUACACAGUAGAAAGAAAGUGAGGUGUAAACGUGUCUAAAUACCACAAGUAUUGUGCAUACUGCUACAUUAUUUCAAUAAAAUUACACAGAGUGUUUUGGCUUAAUACAUCACUGUCAAUUUGUAAGAAGA